AUGACUCUGAACCGCGGGGACAAGCUGCGCUACCUGGAGAAGCGGCGCUGCAGCACGCCCUUCGCCGCCCACCAGCACCUGCACCGGCGGAGCAUGCCGGUGGAUGACCGGGAGCUGCAGGCGUCCGUCCCGCCAGGCGACCUGCUGGGCGAGUUCUCCCCGCUGGUCCGCUGCACCUCGUACAACCCGGACCGGGAAAGCUGGGCGUCCGACUCCUCCGACUCGGUCAUCUCUUCGGGCAGCGACUCCGACAGCAACCUCUACAAGGUGAUCCUGCUGGGCGAGCACGGCGUGGGCAAGACCAGCCUGGCCAGGAUCUUCGGCGGGGUGGAGGACUGCCCCGAUGCGGAGGAGGCAGGGAAUACAUAUAACAGAUCGAUUAUAGUCGAUGGAGAAGAAGCUUCUCUCAUAGUGUUUGACAUAUGGGAGCAGGAUGACAGCCAGUGGCUUCAGAAUCAUUGUAUGAAAAUGGGGGAUGCCUAUAUUAUUGUGUACUCAGUGACAGACAAAGUUAGUUUUGAAAAGGCCUCAGAACUGAGAAUUCAGCUAAGAAGAGCAAGACAAACAGAAGAUAUUCCCAUCAUUCUGGUAGGGAAUAAAAGUGACCUCGUCCGAUCCAGAGAAGUCUCAGUAGAUGAGGGACGGGCCUGCGCUGUGGUGUUUGACUGCAAAUUCAUUGAGACGUCGGCUGCUCUUCAUCAUAAUGUGAAGGACCUGUUUGAAGGUAUCAUUCGACAAAUCAGACUUCGCAAAGACAGUAAGGAAGACAAUGCCAGGAGAAUGGCCAACACAAAAAGAAGAGAAAGCAUAAGCAAAAAGGCAAAGCGAUUCCUUGGGAGAAUUGUGGCAAAGAACAAUAAGAAAAUGGCUUUCAAGGCAAAGUCAAAGUCUUGCCAUGAUUUAUCUGUGCUUUAG
Messenger RNA from Emys orbicularis (European pond turtle), 915 nucleotides. RefSeq names its product RRAD, Ras related glycolysis inhibitor and calcium channel regulator (gene RRAD). Gene Ontology annotation, biological process: negative regulation of high voltage-gated calcium channel activity. Gene Ontology annotation, cellular component: plasma membrane. The coding region runs from base 1 to 915 and encodes 304 amino acids. The record is from RefSeq and is a predicted model, not a curated record. Gene Ontology annotation, molecular function: GTP binding; GTPase activity; calcium channel regulator activity. Lineage: Eukaryota; Metazoa; Chordata; Testudines; Emydidae. The transcript is spliced from 4 exons.